AUCAUGCAUCUGCUACCGGAAACUGAUUGUGGGCCCAAGGCAUGGGCAGUGCUCAAGGACCUGCACGCUCCGACAUCGGUUGCCGCUUCUCUCAUGCUGGAUCGGGAGCUGUCCAUGCUGCGGUUGAGCGAGAAUGAACCUGUGCAGCCCGUUCUGGACAAGAUGAGGGAACUCUACGCGAAAUUGGCGAUUGCGGGCAUCACGUACCCUGAGCAGACUAAGUGUCUCAAGAUGCUCAGCCUGCUGCCCGAGUCUUGGCUGCAAUUUAUAAGCGGACUCAGCUUGCCACAAAACCAAAGUCAAUGGACAUUGGAGUGGAUUCGCACCAAGAUUCUGGAAGAAGAUUUUCGUCGCUACACACUGCGCGGAGGUGAUGACAGCACCAGCGGCUAUGCCAUGCAAGGGACAUGGAGGGAUCGAGGGCGUGGCAAUCGCGGUCGCUCUUACUACAGCCAAGGUGGUCGCGGGACUUGGAACCAGCGGGGGCGUGGUGGCGCUGGUGCAAGAGGAAGAGGUGGUCACUCCAACAAUGACAACAGUGAACCACGCUUGAGGGGAGAGUGCUGGUAUUGCAAGGAAGAAGGGCAUCCAUGGUUUCGCUGCUCUACCAAGCCCGACUGGUGGACCCCUUGGAACCAAUCGCAAAAGGGGAAUGGAGGAAAGCAACCACGUGGAGGUGCCAACAUGGUAGCUGAUCCUGCUGAAGAAACCUCCAAGGAUGACAGAGGAAUGGGAAAUGAGGAGAGGAAUGCUGGACAGUUCUACCAUGACUUGCUGGAUGCUGUGCGAGCGCCUCCAAUCUCUGAAGUGCGCUCAGCAUCCGGACAUGCAGUGAAGGUCGCUGGAGUUGGUCGAGCUGCAUUCAGAGCACCUGAUGGUGGACUGGUUGUGCUGAAGGAUGUCUUACUCGUACCGGGGCUGAAGGCCAAUCUGAUAUCGCUGCGCAAGCUAGGCCAGGCCGGAGUCAGCACCACCACCAAUGGAUCCAAAACAUUCAAGGGGCUGCGAGGAGAUCGUGUGUUAUGGGAUUUACACGAAAGCAGGGAUGUCUUCAAAUCCAUGUGGCAGAUCCCUGCGCUGAUAUGGGAAUCAACAAAGAAGGAGCUGGGAGUAGUAAAGGCGGGAUCUGGAGUCCAGGGGGAGUGCAAUGCAGUUAGUGCUGCAGGAGUGAUGGUUUCUGCAAGGUCGGGGGAGACUGAUUGGGAAACCGCACACAGGCGUCUAGGGCAUGUGGCUAUGCCAUUGCUGCAGCAACUGCAUAAGGAAGAAGCAGUAAAGGGGCUGAAGCUUUCUGGGCAACCAAAUGAUACCAAGUGCGAGACGUGUCUGCUGAGCAAGUUCACACGGUUCCCCUUUCACGGUGUAGCUGGGAAAAGCAAGGCAGCACUGGAACUGGUGCACAUGGACCUGGUAGGACCUUUUCCAGUUCAAGGAAGAAAGGGGGAAAGAUACUUCCUAACAAUAGUUGAUGACUGGAGCCGGCUGAUGUGGGCAUACCCGUUGAAGCAGAAGGAUCAUGCUGCCUCAACAAUACGAGAUGACUGGCUGCCGCUCGUCGAGCGACAAUCUGGGCACCCAUGCAAGAGCAUCAGAACCGACCGAGGUGGAGAGUUUCUAGGAGGAGAUCUGACUGCGUGGCUCAAGAAACAAGGCAUUGAGCAUCAGCUAACGACGUCCUAUACCCCUCAGUCAAAUGGCGUUGCUGAGAGGGCUAAUAGGACCAUCCUGGAAACUGCGCGAGCGCUGCUGAUCGAAUCAGGGCUGGGGAACUCCAUGUGGCCUCACGCGGUGAGGCAUGCUACAGUGGCAAGGAACCGCGUACUCACAAAGGUAGCUGAUGAUAUGUGGGUGCCGCUGGAGAGGUGGCUUGGAAAGAAGCCUCCAGUGGACAUGCUCAGAGUGUUCGGAUGCAUGGCAGUGGCGCAUGUCCCUAAACCGUACAGGACAAAGCUUGGAGCAUCUGCACUGUGGUGUGUGCACCUUGGGCUUGCGGCAGAGAGCAAGGGGUGGCUACUCUGGGAGCCCUCAAAGAAUGUGCUGUUUGACAGUCGGGAUGUCAAAUUUGUGGAGAACAUCAUGUAUGGCAAGUGGGAGAAGCAGCCGGAGGCAAGGGUCACCCAGCAGCUGGAAGAGAUCACUAUGCACUUCGAUCUGUCCGAACCUGUGGACAGCGAAGUCACUGCGCCAACGGCAAGCGGUACUGAUGAAGGAAGCAAUGAGGAUAUUGCAGCUGAUGCUGAAGUCAAGGAUCCGGAGCAGCAGCAGCAAGAGGCUUCCAAAACACCAAGUCUGCCAAAGCGAAGGAAACAGAUUGGUGGGGGGACAAAGGAUUGGGUGAAGGUGAAAGAAUGGGUAAAUCCAACCAUCUACCCUGCACGUACCAGAAUGGCAACAAGAAAGCUGCUGAGCUCUACAAGUGAAGGAGCCACAACUGAGCAGCAGGAACAGGCUCAAGGCGAAGAUACAGUGCUGUUCUUGGGUGAUGACCAAGAGUCAGAUGACGAGGAGCCUGCAUACUGCUUUUACGCACCAAUACAACCUCCGAGCAUGGAUCAUGCGCUAGCCGGGCCUCAACGGGGGAAAUGGCUCGUUUCAAGAGAUGCAGAGUACAACAGCCAGAUGGAGAACCACACAUGGGACCUGGUGUACUUGCCAAAUGGGAAGAAGGCAAUACAGUGCAAGUGGCUGGCAAAAAUCAAGACGGAUGAGAAAGGAGAGCCAUCAGUUUACAAGAGCAGGCUGGUGGCAAAGGGGUUUCAGCAGAAAGAGAAGGAAGAUUACAAAGAAGUGUUUGCCCCAACUGCUAAGUCUCCAACGCUACGUGUGCUGCUGGCGGUAGCUGCUGUGCGCAAAUGGAAGGUGAAGCAGAUGGACAUCGUAACCGCUUUUCUGUACGGCAUUGUGGAAGAGGAGGUGUACAUGGUUCAACCACCUGGCUAUGAGGAUGGAACCGGUCGUGUCUGCAAACUUAACAAGGCCAUCUAUGGCUUGAAGCAGGCCCCGAGAUGCUGGUACAACAGGCUGGCCAGUGCACUGGAAGGGAUUGGAUUCCGUGCGAGUGCAUGCGACGAGAGCCUGUUCCUGAUGGGAGAGGGGGAGUCACUUGUGCUUCUGCUGGUGUACGUGGAUGACAUCCUGCUCUUCAGCAGCAGUGACAAGGAGAUCGAUGGGGUGCAGCGGAAGCUCACAGAGCAGUUCAAGUGCAAGUCACUUGGACAGGCAAGGUACUACCUGGGAAUGCAUAUUGAGCGGGAUACUGAACGUGGCUGGCUCAAACUGCAUCAGGGACAAUACAUCAACACCUUGGCUGAGAAGUACUCUCUGCAGGAAGAACGGGAAGUGGUCACACCUUUGCCUUCCGAGUUCAAACUCAUAAAGGCAGCUGAAGGAGAAGGAGUUGAGAGUGAAGACCAGAGGCAAUUCCAAUCCAUGGUCGGGAGCCUACUCUACGCUGCUGUGCAUACUCGGCCUGACAUCAGCUUUGCUGUGGGACAGCUGGCUCGAGUAGUGCAAAAUCCAACAGAAGAGCAGUGUGGUGCAGCGGAGAGAGUGGUGCGCUACCUCAAGUCAUACCCUACAGUGGGAGUACAGUAUUCAGCCUCUGCUCAACUCAGUCAAAAAGGAAUUGAAGUCGUCAAAGAGAAGGGGGAGCAGCUCGGAGAAGGAAAGGUGUUCCUUUCCUGUUUUGCUGAUGCCACGUGGGCUUCUGAGCAUGAGGAUUCAUCAUCAGUUCGUGGAUACAUCUGCAUGGUGGGAGGUGGGCCUGUAAGUUGGAGGUCCAAGAAGCAGUCUGAGACGGCACUAUCUUCAGUGGAAUCUGAGUACAUGGCGAUGUUUCAUGCGGCAAAAGAAAUCAUCUGGCUAAGGAGGCUCUUGAAGGAGAUCGGCCAUGAACAGACUUGUGCGACACCUCUGUUCAGUGAUAGCAAGGGAGCCAUUGCCAUGGCACGCAAUGCAGUUCUUCAUGGGUUGAACAAGCACAUGAGGAUCAAGUGGCAUUGGCUGCGGAAGGAGGUGAAGCUUGGGACACUGGAUCCGAUCUACGUGAAAACUCAGCAACAGCCAGCCGACUUCCUUACCAAGCGGCUAGCUGAAGAGCCACACUGGCGCUGUGCGAGGAUGGCGGGAAUGUCCUUGAACUAGCGACGGCGAAACAAGCCGACAGUCUGAGGGGGAGUGUGUUGGUGCAUAUUCGUUUGCACGUCAUCCUGUCGUCUGUUCGCAUCAUUUCGUUGCAUGUGUUUUGUGUGCUACGUUGUUUGUAUGGUUUG
This is a messenger RNA of Closterium sp. NIES-67, 4271 nucleotides long. Lineage: Eukaryota; Viridiplantae; Streptophyta; Zygnematophyceae; Desmidiales; Closteriaceae. The record is from the annotation of a GenBank genome assembly.